Tremella mesenterica DSM 1558 is the source of this 1620-nucleotide messenger RNA. RefSeq lists its product as uncharacterized. NCBI's taxonomy places the organism in Eukaryota, Fungi, Basidiomycota, Tremellomycetes, Tremellales, Tremellaceae. Bases 1 to 1620 code for a protein of 539 amino acids. Gene Ontology annotation, molecular function: zinc ion binding; RNA polymerase II transcription regulatory region sequence-specific DNA binding; DNA-binding transcription factor activity, RNA polymerase II-specific. Gene Ontology annotation, biological process: cellular response to starvation; regulation of DNA-templated transcription. Gene Ontology annotation, cellular component: nucleus. The record is from RefSeq and is a predicted model, not a curated record. The transcript has 4 exons.
AUGCCUACCCUUGGUCCGAAGGUCCCCAUUCCGCGCAAGCCUAUCUCAAUAUUCCUUCUUUCCCAUGAUUCGCCCUACGCGGACGUCUCUGCGGUGCUUGGUGCCCGACCUGCGUCUCCGUCGUCUGAUCAUUCACCGAGGAAGAAGCGAGUACAAGUGAGGAUCGCAUGUAUUCAUUGCCAAAAAGCGUGCAAGAAGUGCUCUAACACCCGUCCAUGUGACAGAUGCGUGAAAUAUGGUCUAAAAGACUGCAUCGACUCCACCCGUAAACCUCGUAAGACAGGUGUCAAGCGAGGUCCCUACAAACGACGUUCAUCCAAAUAUCCUGAUCCAAUGCCAUCAAGUUCAAGCAUGUCUUCCCUCCCUUCUUCUCAUACCCAUACUCAUCAUUCAGACCAUCCUCACAAUCAUCAAAAUGACCAUCCCAUGGAUAACGCGGGAUACGAUCUGCACUCUCAUACACCCUUACCCCCUCUACAGAAUCAACACUUUAGUCCAUUCUCUCCCUCUCAAUCCCCCGUUGCCAACUAUCCGGGCUAUCCCGAACAAGACCAUCUCAACGGAAAUAUGGGUUUCCCACCUCCACCACGAUCCGCACUUCAGGGAUCUAUGGCCAAUUUCGUUUCUGCUCUCUCUGGUCCCCGUUGGGUGAACGGACAAAGGGAACAUGUGCCCUUGUCUUUGAAUAAUGGUCAAAUGAAUACAGCUCAUCAUGAAGCAUCGGAAUAUGGAGGUGAUGGAGCAGCAACACCAGGGGUAAUGUAUCCUUCUGCUACUCAAGCUUUCCCACUUUCCCUAGGAGGGAUGGGACGUAGAGGAGGAGAUCCGUUCUCCCGAGCUGUCAGUCCGAUAGGUACGAAAACCCGACCUCCUUUGAAUAUAAACGUAGGAGUCGGUUCGGGACAGUCACAUUUUCCCAACCCAAAUUUCAAUCAAGGUAUCAACACUCCACCGAACGAGGUUGACAAAAACGAAGCUCAAUCUUUUCCUCCAGUCUUGGAUCCUCUUGAUGUUACCAAUAAGGAUGCGGAUGGUCCUCGAUCCGCACCACCCGGAAUGACCUUCGAUGGGUUUCAACUCUCACACACUCCUGAAUCCCCUUUGUCGCCGUUCGGAGCUCAAGCACUUUCACAACCUCCUUCACCCAAGUCCAAUGCAUGGGGUGUGAAUGCCAAUAUGCGAUCUUCGUCACAAGAACCACCGUCAAGUCGUUUGCCUGCCGUCUUCGGAGCUCAUAUGGGUAUGAAUAUGGGGAGUUUCGGUGAUAAUCCCAAUUACCCCACGGGAUACGCUUCACCAGCUUUGGUAGCUCUGAAACGAAUCAGGAAACCAAGUCUGAAAACUCUGAUGAGCGCCACCAGUUCACAGGCCAAUUCAAGGGAUGGAAGUCCCAUGCUGACGCCAGUACAAGAGGGAGAUCUCGAGAGUCCGACGUUGUUUGACCAGCCUAUGAACGAUGAGAUGGAAGGAUGGUUGAAUGGACGACAUGAAGAGGGGAUUAUGCAGCUUGACGGUCAAGCAAGCGCAAGGGCGGAUAGGGAAAGAGAGGGAGAUAGAGAGAGAGAGGCAGGAGAGGAUUUGGGAUUCGGAGGGAUGAUGGGGAUGGGGUUCUCUGCGUGA